Molecule: messenger RNA, 2511 nt
Organism: Durusdinium trenchii
Lineage: Eukaryota; Dinophyceae; Suessiales; Symbiodiniaceae
Source: the annotation of a GenBank genome assembly
AUGGGUGCACAGAAGGCCUCUGCGUCUUCGAAGGACAAGUUUUCUCGAUGGUUUAAGAACAAGAAGAAGAGCCCGAGCGAGAAGAAUGUUGGUCCUCCUCGCAAGAGUAAGGGCAAAGGCAAGGGCAAAGACAAAGGCAAGGGCGGCAAAGACAAGGGCAAGGGCGCCAAAGAGAAAGGCAAGGGUGGCAAAGGCCAUCACAAAGUUCGCGAGAGCGACAAAGCUCUAAGUGGAAGACCUUCUUCAGUGAGUUUAAGUGCAGAUGGCAUUGGUACGGCUGGUGUCAGCGAUAGCUUGAUGCACAAGUUGAUGGCCACCAAGCAGCGCCUCCUCGCGGGCAACGCUGAGGCGGCUCGUGCUGGUGCUGCUCGCGCUGAGCCUGGUGCUUGGUCAGCUGCCAAUGCAGAGAAGAGCACGAGGAAGAAGGGAGGUGAUGGAAAGGGGAAAGGAAAAGUGGGAAAGGGGAAGGAUGGAAAAGAGAGCCGCUACAAGCAACUCGUGCCCGUGGUCCGGGAGGAGUUGGUGGCUCUCAACCGGCAAAUCGCUUCCCACGCCCAGGCCAAGGAUUUGGCCGCGACCCGUGCCACGUUGGAAACGCUGGAGUCCAAGGGUUGGGCCAAUGGACAUACCUAUGCGGCUGCGGUUCAUGCGCUAUGUCGCUGUGGGGAUUGGCGUUCAGCUGAGGAAGCUUUGGCACGAGCAGAGAAAGCUGGCCUCUUCAAUCGUGGGGCUGGCGCUGCUUCUGGUUUGAUUACAAGAACGUCCAUGAUUCGCGGAUAUGUGGAAUGUGCGCGAGAUCUGGGCAAAGCCCGGGAGCUGUUGCAACGGAUGGAGAAGGAGAAGGUUUUGGCCUCAAGGCCCAACGUGAGAACUGCCAACACCUUUCUUCGUGGCUGUUUGAUCUUGGGCUCAGUCCAUGAUGCUGAAGCCUUACUGGAAAGGAUGACCACCGUUUGGGCAGCCCAAGAGGAGUGGUAUAAGACCCAUGGCGGAAAGCCGGAUGCUUCGACCUACGAGCUUGUGGUAUCACUGCUUUGCCAAGCCUUGCGGUACACAGAUGCCCGUCGGAUAGCUCUUCAAGGCAUCAAAGAAUUGGGCGCCAGUCCCGGCUCCGCCGCUAUGUUUGCUUCCAUCGCACGUGCUGCCAUCAUUUGCGGCAACGAAGAUGCGACUGCACUCAACUUGAAACGUGCGCGAAAGAUCCUUUCUGAGGAAGCAGACUUUUCUGAAGCAAAGCUCUCCAGCGUCGCAGGCAGUGGAGGCAAGCGAGGCACGCAGAAGUGGAACCGCGACGAGGAGCACGAUGCCUCGGUGGCGGAUCGGAAAGCUGCACGGGCCAAGAGCUUGGAGGUCUUUCAAAGCCACCGACAACGUGAAAUCCUUUCGGACCUCAAAGAGGUCGAGGAGUUCAUGGCUUCACACCAAGUGCCAUCAGAGAGCUCCAAGAAAAAACGGAAGGCAGAGGCGACAAAGAAUUCGCUCCGUUCUGGCAUUGAUUUGGGGAAGUUGUACGUGAGGACCUUGUGCUUUGAGGAUUACGGUGACACCGGCAAUGAGGAGAGCGACUCCUCAGCAAGCAAGAUGUGCCGGAGGCUUUGCCACAAAUUUGGGCUGGAGAGUGGGAGCUCCAUGGCGGAGAACGUCCUGCAACACUUUCAGUCCGUCUUCGAGCCGCCCAAGAAAAAGCGAAAGAAGGAUCACCAGGGGAAGCCAAACAAUGGCACUCAGAGGUUCGAUCCUCGCCGGCUCUUUUCGGGAAGCCGGAGCUCUGGAAGUCUGCAUUUGGAGAUCUGCAGCGGCUCAGGGGAAUGGCUCUCUUCACAGGCCCUUCGAGAUGCGAAUACCAAUUGGAUGGCCUGCGAGUUGCGCUUCGACCGCUCUGCGCGGUGUUUUCAACGCUUUGCCCUGCGAGGGUUGGCGGAGAACGUGGGUCUCAUCGUGGGAGAUGCGCAGAACGCCUUGGAGAACCAUUUGAAGAAAGGCUGUUGCUCCAAUAUCUUCAUCAAUCACCCGGAGCCACCUCAUCAGACGGAUUUGGAUCGAGCGACGGCGAGCCUCUCCGUCGACCCGACAGACCCGACGUCCUCGUCCUCGUCUGGCGAAGCGACUCAUCUUCUGACGCAGCGCUUUCUCCAAAAUGCUUGUGCUGCGGUUCUACAAGAGGAGGGAGUUCUCACCAUUUGCACCGACAGCCUGCCAUAUGGCGAGUGGCUAUUGAAUGCCUUUGCUUCGCAGCCUUUGAGCAAUCUCUUUCAAGAUGCUCUCAGAGGUAGGGCUGGAAAAGCUGGCCGGGUCUCGGGCCCCAAAUCUGGCAUCAGCCUGCGGAACGAAGCUCCACCAUUGGAGGUCUGUGGAGCAGUGUACCGCACCAAGGGUGGUGGCGCUGGGGGCGGAAGCUACUUCCAACGUUUGAAGGAAAGCGAGAAAGGCUCCAGAGAUGAUGCUGGAGCAGACGAAAGAUACUACCUUUGUCUCAAGAAGAAGAGCAGUCCGACUGGCGAAGCCUUGUGA